Penicillium cataractarum is the source of this 813-nucleotide messenger RNA. RefSeq lists its product as uncharacterized. Lineage: Eukaryota; Fungi; Ascomycota; Eurotiomycetes; Eurotiales; Aspergillaceae. The transcript has a single exon. Gene Ontology annotation, cellular component: membrane. The record is from RefSeq and is a predicted model, not a curated record. Bases 1 to 813 code for a protein of 270 amino acids.
AUGAAUACCGAACCUCGAACCAUCGUGCUCAUCACCGGGGCCAAUCAAGGGAUUGGCUAUGCAGUGGCCAAAGGUCUUCUUGCUCAUAAGAAUUACUUUAUUUUACUUGGCUCCCGAGAUGCUUCCCGUGGUGCCAAAGCUGCAGCCGAUCUCGAUUCAACUGGUGAAUUUGUUCAGCCCAUUACCAUCGACGUGGCAGACGAUGCAUCGAUCCAGACAGCGGCGAACUUGGUGGCAUCCAAGUACGGCCGACUAGAUGUUCUUAUCAACAAUUCAGGAAUCAACAACGAGAUCGACAUUCUGAUCGAACAACACAAGAAGCAGCAGGAAGGAGCCGUCCCUCAUCCUGAGUUAGUUGAUCUGGACCAGCAACGCAAGCUCUUUCGCGAUGUGUAUGAAGUCAAUCUCUUCGGCGCUGCCAUGGUCACCGAGGCAUUUACACCUCUCUUGAAGAAAUCAACCGCUAUCCCAGCCCGGAUCGUCUUCGUGUCUUCACACACGGGCUCAUUGGGUCUGCGAGUUGAUCCCUCGGGCGCGGAAUAUGCAAAAUGGUCUCGUCCUUCUUUCCCAGUCUACCGUAGUAGCAAAGCAGCUUUGAACAUGUUGACUUUGCAUUAUGCGGCCAAGUUUCACGACAAGGGAUGGAAGGUGAAUGGGUCAUGCCCGAAUUUGACAGAUACCAAUUUUGCGCGAGGAUGGGUGAAAGGGAGACCUGCCUCAGAGUCUGCAGUGAAUAUUGUGAGACUGGCGACUUUGUCGAUUGAUGGGGAGUCUGGAGUAUACUCGGAUGAGAAGGGCGUUGUACCCUGGUAG